Trichobilharzia regenti is the source of this 1002-nucleotide messenger RNA. NCBI's taxonomy places the organism in Eukaryota, Metazoa, Platyhelminthes, Trematoda, Strigeidida, Schistosomatidae. The record is from the annotation of a GenBank genome assembly.
AUGAACUCAGAACCACUAGUCUCUUCGGAACAAACAACAACACUGACAGCUGAUGAUGAGAACAUGUCAAAGCGAAAACGUCGUAAAUUAGAGAAAUACUUGAAAAGUAAAGAGGCAAGACGUGAUGCAAGAAAAGCACAAAAACAACGUCGUAAAAUGCGACAAAAUUUAUUAAAACAAAAUAUUCAAUCUUCUCAAGCUGCUGGUGACACUGAUGCUCAUGAUAAUAACAAUGGUAACUCAGUAAAGGAUUCGUCAAAUACUACUGUUGAAUGUACUGUUUCACAAAAACCUAUACAACAACAGCAUCUUGUCAUUGAUUGUGCUUAUGAUCAUUUGAUGUCAUUCAAGGAUAUCUGUAAAUUAGCUCAACAGGUUACUAAAUGUUAUUCUAUUAAUCGACGUGCAGAACAUCCAGUCCAGUUGUAUAUCACUGGAUUAGGCCCUCUGGACAAAGUCAAAACAAUAUUAUCACGGAUAAUCAUAACAGUCAUAGAUAUAUCAAAAUGUGGCUCUGUCCGACUGCUUGAUAAACUGAAGUUAUGCGAUUGUGACAAUUGGGAUGUCAAUUUGUGUGAGGAAAAUUUCCAGUCUAUGUUUUCAGCCAAUGAAAUUGUUUAUUUAUGCGCAGAAUCAGAAUAUAUUCUUCCAGAUCAUUUUGAAAGCAUAUCAACAUCAUCAGCAGCAGAAGAUCCCGCCAUUGAUGUCACUGACAAGCAGGACAAUCCAGUGAAAUUCUCUAUCAAUGAUGUUUAUGUCAUCGGUGGAUUAAUUGAUCAUAACAGUUUGAAGGGAUAUUGUUAUCAACAAGCCUGUAGACAAGGUUAUCGAACAGCCAGGCUACCAUUGAAAGAGAUCGACCUACAUAUAGAAGGUCGACAUGUUCUAUCGACUGUACAUGUUUUUCAAGCUUUGUGUCCAGUUCUAUCUGGCACGAAAACAUGGUUAGAAAGUUUGAAAUUAGCUAUACCGCCAAGGAAAUUAACAGUGACGCAUAAAUGA